UAAAGAAUAGCAGUAGUGCAGGAUAUGAGGAAAGUAUUGUACUGCAGUAAUACUACAGAUUUAUUUACAAAAAUACAAAAAAAAGAAAGCUAUUGACAUUAAUAUUGAACCACGGGAAAAAUACACGAGUAUUUAGUAUUACACACCCACUACCAUCACAUGCAGUCAACAUUGUUUACUCUGCCUUAAAACUGCGUUAAGAGGACAGUGACAUGAUGUUGUUUGGCGCUCAGUAAACAAGUUGAAAAUUAGAGUGUCCUGUAAAAUUGGUUUAAUCUUGAUUUUAGUUUUUAGUUUCAUCCCCUUCCUUUCUAUCAUUAACUUAUAAUUCUGGCCUGAUCGAUCAGUCAGUACAGAGUAAAGAGGCUAAAGGGCUUCACUUGACGUAGGAACCAUAAGUUGUACAAAUGUUGGUCAGAUGUUCAAUACUUAAUUUUUAAAAAUACCUUGAAUUUCUUAUUUUUUAUAAACAUGUCACAUCUUAAACCCACUCUACUGGGCCAUGCCCAUGACAAAAUGCCAGCUGCUGCCCCCCAGGAAAGAAAACUACAAGAACACUAAAGCUCAGCCAGAUGGGUUUUUCAACCUACCACCGUCUCAUUAUCUCGUUCUGGUGCCCACAUGUGUUCACAUACAGGGGACAGGGGAGGAAACUGAGGGGGAAUGGAAAGGGGUGGGGACGAGGAGAGAGAGAGAGAGAGAGAGAGAGAGAGAGAGAGAGAGAGAGAGAGCCAGAGAGGGGAGAGGGGCUGAGGAGUGGGUCUAUAUAAAGAGGGAGAGAACAUCAGCCCGGCUGUCUCUUCUGUCCCGCUCAAACAACUCCCGCUCAGACGACUCCCCCGUUCAUAUUUACUCACUUUUACUCUGCUCCCACAACAAGUCUGACCAGGGAGGAUGACGGCCGUGUCCACGUGGAGAAUGAAUGGGCUCUGGAGGAAGAUGACGGUAGUUCUUGUGCUCUGCACCCUGUUACUCAGCAAUAAUGUGAUUUGUCAAGAUGCCUCAACCGCAGGUCCUGGUACACCUGCAACUGGUACUGGUCCUGCUAUUGCUGCCACUGAUGCACCAGUUUUUACAGCUGCCACAGCUGCAGGUGACUCUGCAGCAGCACCUAGUGGAAACUCUGCUGCCCCAUCAACUCAAGGUGACGUCUUACUGACGACAGCAGGGCCAAAAACCAUUGUCGAAAAUAUAGACGCAGACAGCUCUCUGGCUGUUUUAGAGAGAGUGGUUGAUGUCAAAUGCGUUGCAAAAGAUGAGAUAUCAGAAGACAAAGCUGUCAAGGCUGUCACCGCGACAGAUGACUGUGAGAAAACUAAAGAGGUUUUUGAGAACAAUGCUCCACUUUGGUGUUUCUCAGGAGGAUGCAGCAUAAAAAUCUUUCAAGAAGGCACCAACAUGUUAGUGGACAGCCCAGGUGCUGACUUGGCGCCUCUGGUGGCUGCAAUUCAAAGUGACGGAUUAAAACAACAGCUGGGUUUGACAAAGGGAGAGGUUCCCUCAUCGUCCUCAAACUCCACAGUAUUUGCUACAGUUCUGGUCACUGGUCUGCUCGCUGCCCUGGGCCUCACUAUUGGUUACUUCAAAUGCCCACGUCGGUCUGGCGACAAGGCAGUGCGGCUGGCAGAGGAGGCCUACCCAGUAGAUCAGGAGACCCAGGCGAGCACACUAGCAUCGGCGGCCCCUCUAAAUCCUCCUCCAGAAACCGAGGAGAAACCCACAGAGAACAGCGAUUCUACCGAGCCAGCAAAAACUGAGCCGGCACCUCCUCCCACCAAUGGCCACUCCACUCCAAAGACAGCAGACACUGAGCUGUGAAAUAACCUACCAAAGAGCAGCAAACCAGGAACCAUCCCAACAACCAGGCCAACAACCAACCAUUUGAACAAACGGAAAUUCACCCCACGUUCUGAAGCCUCUCCUGUCUGACGGCGCAGCACAGUGGGCGUCAGGGACUACUACCACGUCAUGGUUUCAAACUCCUUGUCUUGCCCUCUUGUCUCUUCCUCUGACUGUGUGCCUCAACAAGCACCAGUGAAGUGGGUCUAACAUUGGCGUUAAUGUUAAUGAUGGCGACUCACCUCUCACUCGUUGACGGCUUGUCAGGCUGGAGAUGGGAGGGAGGAGACCGGCAGUUUGGGGUGUGUGUAUUCUUGAGUUAAUCAGCACUGGCGUAACAGCGGCUGUGUGAUGUCACCACCCAGGAGAGCCUCCGCCUUAGGUUUAAAGCCUUGAUUGAAUCCCUGACCAGAAAAAAAAAAACAAAAAACACAUCAUAAUCACAUACAUUGAAUUGUUCCUUGGUUUACAGAAAUAAAGUGACACGUAGAUGGACAGGAAACAAACCUCACUGCCUUGAAAUCUUCUCAGCGAGGAACGCCAUCUUUUGUUUUGUUUGUGUAUGUGAUCAUGGUAUAGCUAUACUUGUGGGGACACUUUUUUUCCAUUAUUUGGGACACUGUCUUUGUGGGGACAUUUAUGGGUGCCUACUGAGUAAACGGGUAAAUUGAGGUCCAGAUUUAGAUUUUAGAAAUAGUCAUUUGAAUAAGGGUCAGAUUAGCGUUACAGUAAAGAUUAGAACGAGGCAUAUAGUUGUCAUUGUCGAGGUUAAGGUCUUGGGCUUCGGAACACAGUUGUCUAUUUGAAGUUCUCACAAAGCACUAAAACUGGUGUGUGGACGUGUACGUGUGUGAGUGAGUGUGUACAGAUUGGACAACUUCCAUGUGUGACUUAACAUGAACUAUAUGUGUACUGUGCAUGGACUGUAUAAGAAUAUGUAUUAAUACUUGCAUUUUAGCUUUUUGUUUUUCUGCCAAUGUAUAGAAGGUUUGGUUUCACAUUAGCAUUUGUGUGAUGCCAAAUUUGAAUGUGUAAUUAACAUUAGUUAGGAGUUCUGUAAAAAUAAGUUAACCUUUCAGUUGAUCCCCAAAAAGAAGGAUGAGGUCAUUCGGAAUUUUUGAAAUCCCAAUCCCAAUCUGACACUUUAAACUGAAAGAGGCUUCAGAAAGUCAACAUGGAGACCAUUCAGUUGUCAGUGUUAUAUUCUUUUUACUAUACUGUAUUAGCUCUUCCUUUCUAUCAGUAUUUUACUGUGCAGUGUUGUAUAGAGUGGCUAAUUUGUCUUGGUUUUAUUUUAUAUGCAUAAACAUUUGCAGUGUUUUGGGGUUUUUUUGAAGGGUUUUUUUUGUCCCAAAAAUUUCCAUUACAUUAAUUAAGUGCCAAAACAUGUGUCCAGUGGCAGAUGUGCCCAUGACAUAAUUUUAGUUAAGGACUAUGAGUUAUUAGGGUGUACUGAAGAAAUGUUUUUACUUACAUUUUUUUACCUUUGUUGAAAAGAAACACAAAUAUAAAUCGUAUGUCUCCAUUUUUUUCUUACAUAUUUUGUGGGGUUUUUUUUUUGUUUCACUUCCCUUCUGUUAGCAGUCUGUAGUUUAAAUCGAAACUCACACUUUACAGCUUUAAAUGAUGACAAAUGUCUAUACAUGUCUAUACAGCAGGUACUGUACCAAUGCAUUUAUACACCAUUUACAGUCCAACAGACAUGAAAUUCAAAUCUCAUCACCGGCCCAUACAGUCAUGCAGCUGGUUUCCAUAAGCAGUAGUAAUGACAUCACUUCACAGUGUUUUGUCUUCCACAGUUCUGGGCGGGGCAGUGAAAACAUCCUCCAGCUGUCUUUUUUCAAAGGGCACGUGUUGACUGGCAACACUGAUGCCAUGUCCAGCACGUAUCUACCACCACCAUCAUCACCACAUUUAUUUCUGUUUCUGCAGCUCUCCACUGCACAAAGAAGCAGAAACUGUGUUCGUUUCUCAUUAAUUCCCGCUCCGUUUUUGCCACCAGAUCAGGUGUCGACUUAAUUCCCAACCUCUACUGUCCCUUUCACACCACGAAAUUAAAAAAAUAAAAAAAUUCCCUCAAGGCCAAACAUCAUGUCACAAGUGUGAAUGCAACAGGAGAAGCACGUAGUACUAGACAAAAAUAAAUUAAAUUAAAUGCCAUUCAGUAUAAUAUGAAACGGGCACACGGCUCCACGGGUCAAAUUUAAAGAGUGUAAAUCCCUGUGGAGGCUUAUGGUGAUGUAUGUGUGCUCUACUAUAAGUGUACGUCUGGUAUGUAAAACCUGUACGACCGUGAACUCUGUGAGGUGAAUCGUCAUCCUGCCUAACCACAGUCCCAGUUCAAUUCUACACAUACGGUACUUGUCAUGUGAAAAAAACAACAUCUUUCUAAGUUCUUAAGUUCACUUUAAUAACAUAUUAAAGUCCAUAUUUCUUCACUCGUUCAUGAAGAUUUACUAGAUCUGGUUUCAAGAUGUGCACGUUUGGCUUUGUUUGCCCAGUGGCCAAAAGAAAAUUGAAAAAGAAAGAAUUAAUUUGUCCUUGGAAAAAGGUUUCUUUGUUUACAAGUAGAACUGUGAAUUGUCAAAAACAUUUGUUGUUUGAUGUCUAAAAUUAGAACAGUAACAAAAAAAAGUCCCCAACAGCACUGUGGUACAACAAAUAUUGCACAAUCUACAGCAACCAAUCACAUAGAUGGAAAAGAUGAAUAACAAAUCUAUAAAAAAAUAAUAAAGCGAUAUUUAACAUAUAUUCCCUUUGGAUUGAACAUUUUUUUUGCAAGUUGGGUUUUUAUCAGAGAAUUCACUUUUUGAAGGGGAGGGCGGGGUUGAAAAAAACAUUUCAUUUUAACAGGUCAAUUCAAACAUACAGCAUUGGUAAAACUGAAAAUCUGUCAAACGUCUUGACCUUACCCUUGUACAUGACCAGGGUAAUUAUAAAGUAUUAAUAAACAACUUCAUGUCAA
Cynoglossus semilaevis (tongue sole) is the source of this 4804-nucleotide messenger RNA. RefSeq names its product CD34 molecule (gene cd34). The record is from RefSeq and is a predicted model, not a curated record. Bases 895 to 1818 code for a protein of 307 amino acids. Gene Ontology annotation, biological process: cell adhesion. NCBI's taxonomy places the organism in Eukaryota, Metazoa, Chordata, Actinopteri, Pleuronectiformes, Cynoglossidae. Gene Ontology annotation, cellular component: membrane. The transcript is spliced from 8 exons.